UUGUUUCCAGUCGGGAACAUUUUUAGUCGGACUGCUUCAGCGUGACAAACAAAAUUAGAAAUAAACAUUUGUGAAAUUCAAGUUUAAAAAACCUUGCAAAACACACGUAAUAUUACAGUUUAAGCCAAAUAUUUAGUGUGACGACUGCAGCGUCCAUGCGCCAUGCAUUCAGAGUGAAGUCGCUGUUUAUUGUCACUCAGACAGCGGUUUGUUUUGGUUUCAUUUCUUCGGAACAUCACUGUGUUUAAAGAUGGCAGGACUGGAGCUGCUCUUCAACUGCGUAUCAAACUCUUUAACCUGUUCUCAAGAUGCUCUGAUUUGUUUCGUACACUGGGAAAUCGUGAAAAAUGGCUAUAAAUGUCUGGGCAUUGGAGAUGAGCCUAAAGAUGGAGAGAAGAAGUCAGAACUGCUUCCACACGGCUGGAAUGAAAGCAAGGAUCUGUAUGCACUCAGAUACAGAUCCAGUGAUGACAAGUCAAACCUACUGCUCAAAGCCUUCACAGUGGAUUCAACCCUCAUCUUCAAUCUAAUGGACUCCAAGACAGAAAAAGUAACCGAUCUCACAGUUAACGUCAGUGAGUAUGUUGAUGAAGCCAAUCUGCAGACGUUUGAAAGCGUGUUUAAGAACACAGAUGAGCUGAUUACGAAGCUGAAGUCCUCACUGCUACCCACUGAAAAAGAGGAGCGUCAAGGAAAGGCAGAGAAGAAGACAGAACGUGAAAGAGCCUCAAACUUAAGGGACCCUCUCAGUGAUCCUCUCCUGAUCCCAACCAGAGGCCCUCCGAGAAGACACCCACCUAACUGGCCUGACCCGAUGGCUCCAUUUGCCGCAGGCGGUGCCGAUCUGGACCCUUUCGGGGGAAGAGCAGGAGGGAUGAUCGUCGAUCCAUUACGUGCCGGGUUUCCUCGCUCAGGGUUUGACCCCUCCUCUGGUAUUCCUGGAGUCCUUCCCCCUGGCGCUGUGCCUCCUGGUGCCCGCUUUGACCCCUUCGGGCCAGUUGGGCGACACAGACCUGGGCCAGACCCUGAUCACAUGCCUCCACCAGGAUAUGACGACAUGUUCAUGUAGACGCAUUAAUAUCCCAUAGUUCUCGCUGCUCUGCAGUAAUAUGCACUUUGUGUUUGAAUAAACUGGGUUGUGAUGAAGCAUAAUUACUCUUAAUAAUUCUGUUACAGAAUUAUUAUUAAAACAAUAACAAUAUUGCCUAAAAUAUAACAACUGAUAAUUCCAUUUACGUCUGAUUGUGUUGUUACUGUUUGCUAAAUUAAACUGCUUUUAUUCUA
Onychostoma macrolepis is the source of this 1284-nucleotide messenger RNA. It is a transcript of the gene psmf1, whose product is annotated as proteasome inhibitor subunit 1. Lineage: Eukaryota; Metazoa; Chordata; Actinopteri; Cypriniformes; Cyprinidae. Bases 251 to 1069 code for a protein of 272 amino acids. The transcript is spliced from 7 exons. Gene Ontology annotation, biological process: proteasome-mediated ubiquitin-dependent protein catabolic process. Gene Ontology annotation, molecular function: endopeptidase inhibitor activity; proteasome binding. The record is from RefSeq and is a predicted model, not a curated record.